GAAUUGGCUUGCCAUUCCCAGUAGGCACCUAUAGCCUCUUGUGGUCUCGCUCCUGGUUGCACUUCAAUCUCCAAUCUUAUAUCUCAUUUUUGACACCGUCUAAUCUUCUUUAUUAUUAUUUUUUAACUAUUACUGUAAACAUCCCCACGUGCUACGAGCUGUGCGCAACAGUUGUUCAUACCAUUCCGCUCUAUUUCCGAAACCCUGGCAGGAAAUAUACGUCGCAGUCUCUCCUCUCAAGGAGGUCUGCUGAAUAGGAUGUUUGGUGGCAGCUCUAAUUCCUCGGGCGCCAAAUCCGACACCCCCGCGGCUACUGACCCCAUCUCCAAAUCCGACAUCCCUUCCGAAGAUUCCAAGACGUCUUCGUCCCCUGACGGCGCGCCGAAACUUCCCAACCAGGCCGCAAGCGGCGAAAAGCGAAGUGGAAAUGGCAGCCCUUCAGGUCGACAGAACUCUGACAACAGCGCCGCUGAGAAGAAACGUAGGAGUAGUGGUGUGGGAAGCAAAGCGAGCAACUUUAUAGCCAGCGCAAAAAAUACCCUCAACUUCCAGUCUAGCCGGUCUAACAGCGAUUCGUCUGCACGCACACCUUUGCAAAAGCUCGGCAAACAGGACCAAGCACUAGCCGUGCCACAAGGCCAACACAACAACUCGGCAGGCGAAUCGCUUCCCGGUCCGAGAUCUACUUUUCGCGUGGGUGUUUGGGAAGAUAGGAAUAAGAAAUGCCGACGUACCAUGGAAGAUACGCACGCUUUCUUGUACAAUUUCUUGCCUACACCUGCUCCUCUUCUGACCGGAGAUGCCACGGACAAGAUCUCAAAGAGGCCAAGCUCGUCAGAGGAUAACGACACCGAAUCGGCAUCUCAAGAUAUGAUUGAGACCGAUAAUGGAUAUUUCGCCAUUUUCGAUGGACAUGCUGGCACUUUUGCUGCUGACUGGUGUGGCAAAAAGCUUCACCUCGUCCUUGAAGACAUUAUCCGCCGCAAUCCCAACGCCCCUAUACCCGAACUUCUGGACCAGACCUUUACUAGCGUGGAUACGCAGUUGGAAAAGCUCCCGCUUAAGAACAGUGGAUGCACAGCGGCGAUCGCCGUUCUACGCUGGGAGGAUAGAGUUCCUAGUUCGAGCUCUGCUACCGGUUCCCAGGCCAUAGCGCCGGCCGCUGCAGUGGCCUCCAAGACUUCGGACACAUCAAAACCAAAGGAUAGUAAGUCCGAGGAUAACGGCAAGACCAUAACCAUCCCAGAAUCAACUCACGCAAGAUUAAAAGGUACCGCGACGCGACAACGAGUGCUCUACACAGCCAACGUAGGCGAUGCACGCAUCAUUCUGUGCCGGGCUGGCAAGGCAUUGCGGCUUUCUUACGAUCAUAAGGGAAGCGAUGAGAAUGAAGGAAAACGUAUCGCUAAUGCUGGGGGUUUGAUACUCAACAACCGGGUGAAUGGCGUACUAGCUGUGACGAGAGCGCUUGGAGACUCGUAUAUGAAGGAUCUUGUAACUGGUCAUCCUUAUACCACAGAGACAGUCAUUCAGCCUGAGUUAGAUGAGUUCAUCAUCAUUGCUUGUGACGGGCUCUGGGAUGUAUGUUCCGACCAGGAAGCAGUCGACCUCAUCCGUGACAAGCCGGAUCCUGUAGCCGCCUCUAAACUUCUCGUAGACCAUGCCCUCGCUCGUUUCAGCACUGACAAUCUAUCAUGUAUGAUCAUCCGAUUCGAUAAGGCUGCCCUACUCGACCAAAACAACAAGGACCGCCAUAUCGGGGUAGAAGGCGAUAGCACGGGCGAAAGUGGGAAAGUCAGUGAAGCGGACAAAAUCGUCAGCUCGACCAAGCAGAAAAUCGCCGAGGGCGACACACCGGCUGUGGGCAUCUCGGCGAGCAACAGUGGUCGCGGCCGCGAUCCGACACCCAUCGAUGACGGAGGGGAGACUUUCAAGCCUACGAUAAUCAAGGAAUCUGUCGAAGAAGAGCCUAGUUCUAUCGAGGAGGAAGGUGGCGAUACUCCUCCCGCUGCCAAGGAUAACGACACGGCUGAUGUCGAUGGUACCAAGACCGUCUCGGCGGAAAGAAUAUUGUAACCAUAGCCGUUCUUACAUGAAUUACAUGUUUUUGGUCCUUUUCAUGAAGCAAGGUGGGAUGGGUGAACGAUGAUGAUGACGAUUAUGCUAUGCUGUAUUAUUCAAGCUUUUCGGCUUAGGGUUUAGUUUACCUUACCUUACCUCUUUACCUCCUCUACCUAUCUACCUACCUACCUACCUUCUCCCAUUUUCCUCCAUUAUC
Xylaria bambusicola is the source of this 2278-nucleotide messenger RNA. RefSeq names its product phosphatase 2C-like domain-containing protein. Gene Ontology annotation, biological process: protein dephosphorylation. The transcript is spliced from 2 exons. Bases 259 to 2076 code for a protein of 605 amino acids. The record is from RefSeq and is a predicted model, not a curated record. Gene Ontology annotation, molecular function: protein serine/threonine phosphatase activity; cation binding. NCBI's taxonomy places the organism in Eukaryota, Fungi, Ascomycota, Sordariomycetes, Xylariales, Xylariaceae.